Molecule: messenger RNA, 4634 nt
Organism: Rattus norvegicus (Norway rat)
Lineage: Eukaryota; Metazoa; Chordata; Mammalia; Rodentia; Muridae
Source: RefSeq, a predicted model, not a curated record
CAGAAGCAGGGCUCUGCGCUAAAGGUGGCCGCAGCGAUCUGCCAGGGUGCCGCUCUCCUUAGCCUUCCGCAGCCGCGUGGGGCUGGGAGUGCGCCACGAGAUCAGAACCCCAGGAGCCCACGUGUGAAGGGUCCUGUGGGCACUGACAUCCAACGUACUCAUGCCCAUUUCCUGUAAUGGACAGACUUGAUGCUAAUGUGAGUUCCAACGAGGGUUUCGGGUCUGUGGAGAAGGUCGUACUGCUCACGUUCUUCGCAAUGGUUAUCCUGAUGGCCAUCCUGGGCAACCUGCUGGUGAUGGUUGCUGUGUGCAGGGACAGGCAGCUCAGGAAAAUAAAAACCAAUUAUUUCAUUGUGUCUCUUGCCUUUGCUGAUCUGCUGGUUUCGGUGCUGGUGAUGCCCUUCGGUGCCAUUGAGUUGGUCCAAGACAUCUGGUUUUAUGGGGAGAUGUUUUGCCUGGUCCGGACCUCUCUGGAUGUCCUACUCACCACAGCAUCAAUUUUUCACCUCUGCUGCAUUUCCCUGGAUAGGUAUUAUGCCAUCUGCUGUCAACCUUUGGUUUAUAGAAACAAGAUGACCCCUCUACGCAUCGCAUUAAUGCUGGGAGGCUGCUGGGUCAUUCCCAUGUUUAUAUCUUUUCUCCCCAUAAUGCAAGGCUGGAACAACAUCGGCAUAGUUGAUGUGAUAGAGAAAAGGAAAUUCAACCACAACUCUAACUCUACAUUCUGUGUCUUCAUGGUCAACAAGCCCUAUGCCAUCACCUGCUCUGUGGUGGCCUUCUACAUCCCGUUUCUCCUCAUGGUGCUGGCCUAUUACCGUAUCUAUGUCACUGCUAAGGAGCAUGCCCAGCAGAUCCAGAUGUUACAACGGGCAGGAGCCACCUCUGAAAGCAGGCCCCAGACAGCUGACCAGCACAGCACACAUCGCAUGCGGACAGAGACCAAAGCAGCCAAGACUUUAUGUGUCAUCAUGGGCUGCUUCUGUUUCUGCUGGGCCCCCUUCUUUGUCACCAAUAUUGUGGACCCUUUCAUAGACUACACUGUGCCCGAGAAGGUGUGGACUGCUUUCCUCUGGCUUGGCUAUAUCAAUUCAGGGUUGAACCCUUUUCUCUAUGCCUUCUUGAAUAAGUCUUUCAGACGUGCCUUCCUUAUCAUCCUCUGCUGUGAUGAUGAGCGCUACAAAAGACCCCCCAUUCUGGGCCAGACUGUCCCCUGUUCAACCACAACCAUUAAUGGAUCCACUCAUGUGCUAAGGGAUACAGUGGAAUGUGGUGGCCAAUGGGAGAGUCGGUGUCACCUCACAGCAACUUCUCCUUUGGUGGCUGCUCAGCCCAGUGAUACGUAGGCCCCAGGACAAUGACCUAGAAGACAGCUGUAGCUUGAAAAGAAGCCAGUCCUAAGCUGCUACUUCGGUGUAUGUGGCUGCCCCUGGCACUUUGUUCUCCAAGGCUUUCCAAGAGCAUGAGGCAAUCCACCCUGGACUUCCCGCCACGAUUCUAGCAGGCGGUAUUAGAGGAAGUCAGGGGAGAGAAGGGCUUCCUCCUUAGCUUUCUGUUUCUCAACAUUUUCUCUUCCUGGAGUCUCCACUCUUGCUUGGUGGUCUCUGAAGUCCACGACCCAGUCCCCUUGCUGUCUCCAGUCUGUCUUGUAAAUGUUUACCGUGUUCGAUUUUCAGUUUCCAAACAUGCCUUCUUUGAAGUGUCAUCUUACGGAUACUGUCAAAACAUGUGCCUGUCUUGAUCACACUUCUUGCUUGGUCCUAUUUACCAUAGCUGUGUUUAAACUCUCUACCGUCCUUUCUCUGCUUUCUGCUGUGCACUUGGACCCUUUUGUCCCUUUGUCUAGGUGUAGACGUGCAUCCUUUUGGCCAGUCCUGUGUCAACCAUGGAGCUCUGUUUUCUUUUACCUGUGUUUAGUGCUAAUGUCCUCUUGAGGACAAGCUCCACUCACUUGCCAUUGGAGACACAGAAGAGAGAUCUGUCAGUAGAAAAUGGUCUCUGCAGAAACCCUGGAGGGAAGUCAAAGACAGUUUCCCCCAGUGCCAGGACCAGAUCUAUCUCAUCUGAGAGAUUUGAUUUUCCUUUCAGCAUAGAUAGAACACCUAAAGAGCCUUAGGCGGGGCUGGUGUCAUCAUUAAGAGAUGCUCAGAUUUUCCUAUGAGCUUGUGGUGAAACCCACAGUAGCAGCUCGAAACCUCAGACUAUGGCUUUGCUGCUUCCAAUGGACAGAACCAAUGGAUGCUCACCUUGUGGAGCCUUGAUACCCUUGCUAUCUUUCAGAUGGAGAACUACAGAGUCCAGAAACGCUAGUAAUGAAAAAAACAGUAUCUGACUCCAAGUCAGAGGACCCAAAUGUCAGCCCAGACCCUGCUUCUAAAAUGCUGUGAGACCAUGAACGAUGUCUUUCCAUCUAUGAAUUUCACUUUCUAUGUUGCCAAACGAAACUUGGAGUAGGGGAGUCUUUAAGAUUUCUUUCCAUUUCUAAGACAAUAGGAUGCUGCUAUAGCCUGCCAUCUGCUACCUCGAAAACUCAUGGCCUGCCUACCUGUUGGCAUUGUUUCAAAGGAAUGGCCCUACUGAUUUGGGCAUUCUAGACUUCUGACUUGGUCAUCUGUGCCCUUACAGUGAACCUGGUGUCUUUUACUCAAAGCAGAGUCCAUGGUUUGUCCCAACUACCAGAGAGAAAAGGUCCUCAGCAAGGGAAGCACCACUUCUCAGAAACAGGUGACAGUUCAGCUUUCACCUUGACUGUGGUUUGAUUCCAUUUCAGGACCAUGCACUGCACCAUUCUCUUAAGCUUCUCAUGGAGUGGUACUUGCUAUUCCUGUCAGCAUUGACUUUCAUUCUGGAACUGAACUUGGCAGGAAAAGAGACUUUGGAAUGAGGAAGAGAAGAUUGCCAAAACCAGUCAAAUGCCAAAAAAGAAUUCUCUGUUAUGUGAAGACUUAAGUUCUCUUGAGCGCAAGCCUUAGCAAAAGGAAGUAGACCCUGAGAGAGAACUUCUAUAUGUUGCUGAGAAAAAAAAAAAAAAAAGAUCUGCGCUAAGAAAUAUUGCAUGCUGAGAUGGUUCACGCCAAAACUGACCCAGUGAGUGGUUCUCACUGGAGGCCUCUUCUUGUCAACCAUGAAGAGAGUUGCAUUACCUUGCAUACUGACUCUGUAGCAGGAUCAGUCCACUUUGAUUUGCAAGUGGUUGGUUCCCUGCCAUGGAUAGGUUCAGCCCUCAUUUGGAGGCAAGCAGUGUUUUGAGGUUGGUUCUUCUCUAACACAAAAGAUGAGAGGCAACCAAUUUGCCUCAGCUGACCAAAUGCCCAGCCUCUCAAUGAACAUAGUGGUGAGUGAGUGACUCAAGCACUGAGUCAAUGAUGGACUGACAAGUGGAUGGAACUGAAAGCUGGAUGGUGUGAGCCUCAGAAACGCUUCCGUGUACUCCAUAACUGUUGAUGGGGAGAGAAAUUAUGUUUAUGGAAACAUUUUACAAACCAUAAAAUGACAGCUCAUAUGCUUGUUAUGAUUAUGGGUAUUUUGAAUUACUGUAGAUGUGCUUAAGCUCUCAAGACCAUUUUAUUUUUCACUACAGAAUGAGAUCAGUUUAGAAUGAGCUUUCUGUGUUAGAAACAAAACCCAAGAGCAGCCCUUGAGUACCAACAUGCCCCUGGGUACUCCUCCUCGUUAUUUGGUCCUCAUUGAUUACUCAGCACACAUAUUUCUACACCACCCUCCAUUUAAAUGAUUUCUUUGUUCUCAGAGUGGUGAAUAGAGAAAGAGACUGUGGGCAAGUUUUGGUAAAAAUGACUCUAAUUUUAUAUGCAAUUUCAUAAUCUCAUGAGCUAAGUUCAUAUACCUGUUUUUCAUAUAAAAAUGUAUCCAAAAAUGUUCCCUGUCCAUAAAAUUAAUUCCCACCUUAUAAAUAAGAUAUAUACAUAAUAUAUCUUUAUUUAAUAUAUAACAUAUAUUAAAUUAAAUGUGGAUCAAUGUAUGAAAGGUCAGCUGACAAGAAUGCUAAAUAAUUGGUUACUAAGUUACAGAACAAGGACAGACUCUGACAUUUUCUGACUGAGGGUAGUCUGUGUAAUCAGCUGUUGAUUACAGCAUAAUGUUAUUUUUUUCUAAUACCUUCAUUUUGUUUACAGUUUUUCCAAGCAUAGUCACAAAUGGGGCUACUUGUAACAUUUAUAGUUCAAUGAAGCCACUUGUGUAAUCAAUCCAGUAAGUACAUGUGUGUGUGCUGUUGGGAACAUGAAGCUUAAAUCUUAUGAUUUCAAGGGUUGAUGAGCUCUGAUGAUGGUGUUAUCUUUGGUGUCAUGAACUGGUUGGCCAUAUAUGUGGUUUAUUGAAGCUGAUAGUUUUAAGAUAUGAAUAGCCACGAUUAUUAUCUUGUUUCCAUGCAAAGCAUCUUUGGUUUUAUGAUAGAUCCUUUUUGGACACAGCUUCCUGAAAUAUGUUCUUGGAACAAUCAGGGACCUGCAUAGGUUUUUUUUUUAACUGAUAGAUUAUAUUUAUUGGUAAGGUUUGGACAUAUUACACAUGUUUGUAUGAUUUCAUCUGUACAUAUUUGAAUAAGUUAUACAUUCAGACAAAUCUUGUCAUAAAAGAAAUGAUUGAGUUUUGAGUAUGCAAUAAAAUGCCAAAGAUCU